UACUUUAGUCCCAACACAGACAGUCAGGAAUCACAUUGCUCAAGGAGGUGGGAAGAGCCAAGUCAAACAGGAAUUGAUAACAUCUAUUGCUAGAAAAUUCUGAGCAAUUAGAUAAGACUCACCUUGUAAGGCUUUUGUUACAAGUUUACGGGCUUCCUCUUGGUCCAUCAACCCCUGCACACUCAAAGAAGAUGGAGCGAUCUACACAAGAGCUGUUCCUUAACUUCAUGAUCGUGUUGAUCACUGUAAUGUUGAUGUGGCUUCUUGUCAAGUCUUACCUAGAGUAAAUGGACUACAUGAUGAUUCUUAGAUGCACCUAAGUCUACAUUUCCAGCCCCUUCAGUGCCGAAGAGCAUUUUUUCACCAGUCUUCCUCUGCACUGAAAGGGCUGUGUGCACAAGUCAACGGCAUUGGUACAGUUUGUACGUGUUCAUUCAAUUUCCUGAUCAACCGCAACCUCAUCUACUGGAACCAAAGAGAGUUCUACCCUCGUGCACAACAUUUAGCUUCUAGAAGAUAAACACUGUCCAUAAUUCAGCCAACUGAUGCAUGUCGUGAAAAGCCUAUGAAGCUCUGAUGUACCGUGCUUCUUUCUCCCCAAGUCAAUAACAUGAAAACCAUCUUAUCAGCUCUUUUCUUUGAGCCCCCAUAAUAAAACAUACACUGGGACACAACAGGUUUUCAACUGAAUAAACUGAAAAGUUGAAA
Molecule: messenger RNA, 708 nt
Organism: Rana temporaria (common frog)
Lineage: Eukaryota; Metazoa; Chordata; Amphibia; Anura; Ranidae
Product: sarcolipin-like
Exons: 2
Coding region: 192-287 (31 amino acids)
Cellular component (GO): membrane
Molecular function (GO): enzyme regulator activity
Source: RefSeq, a predicted model, not a curated record